AUGAGGAGCUGGCUGCAAAAGAUAGGCUACACGGACGUCGACGUGGCAGCUUUGAACAUUGUUCACGUUGCUGGGACCAAAGGCAAGGGCAGUACCUGUUCUUUCACUCGAUCGCUGUUGCAAGAAUGGGGCAAGAGAACAGGAUUCCCCACCAAGAUUGGUCUCUACACUUCCCCUGAUCUUACGUGCAUUCGGGAGCGGAUCCAAAUCAAUGGCCAACCAAUCUCAGAGGACCUGUUCACCAAAUACUUUUUUGAGAUCUGGGACCGGCUGUUCGCCCAGCAGCAGCAGCAGCAGCAGCAGCAAGAAGAAAUCGCUGCCGAGGACGAGAGGCAACCUCGAUAUCUGCAAUUGAUUGCCUUGCUCGCCAUUCACACCUUUUCUCGAGAGGGAACCGAAGCAGCUAUCUUUGAGACGCAUCACGGUGGCGAAUAUGACGCGACAAACGUGGUUUCUGCGCCCGUUGUGACUGGCAUAACCUCCAUCGGCCUCGACCAUCUGGCCCAGCUGGGCCCUGGGAUCGAGGAUGUGGCCUGGCACAAGGCCGGCAUCUUCAAGAAUGGGGCUCCUGCGUUCUCUGCUCCACAGGAACCCGCUGUUGAAGCGGUGCUGAAAGCUCGGGCAGAUGAAAAGGGCGUGCAGUUUGAGGUUGUUCCUGUCAAUCCUUCUCUGCCUCUCACUGCGAACGCAUUGCGCGCGCCGGUGCAGCGCAUCAACUGUUCCUUGGCCAUCGCCCUCGUCAACGCUUUUCUCUCUCGGAAGAGCCCUUUGGAGGAAAAGACGCUGAGCGAGCAGGACAUCCAGAGGGGUAUCGAGCACUUCACAUGGCCUGGCAGAUUUGAGGUCGUCAAAACCGCCAGAUGUACCUGGUUCCUCGACGGGGCUCACAACGAGCUGAGCAUCGGACAGGCGGUGGAGUGGUUUUCUGAGAUGACGACGGCUCCUUUUUCCCGCGACGCUGUUCAAGCUCGUCCACCAUGCAUAAUUAUCUUCUCCCACAUGUCAGAAGAACGAGAUGGCCCGUCGUUGUUGAGAGCGUUGGCGAGUGCGGUCGAGCAGCAUAAUGUCCGAUGUCCCGAGAUGGUGUUUACAACGUACCAGGAACGGCGCGAUGGAGCUAUUCGACCUGAUAAGACCUUGAAGCCUCCGGACAACCUCCUGGCGGAUCUUCCAAAACAGUACUGCGACCUGUGGAAGUCGACAUUUCCCACGGCAAGCACCAUAUAUCUCCCUUCCAUUGAGGAAGCUUUGGAAUAUGUGGACACAGCCGGUCAGCAGAGAGACAAUCUGCAAGUGUUGGUUACCGGUAGCUUGCACCUGGUUGGCGGCGCACUUUACUUGCUGCAGCGGUGGAAACAGCCUAAUGUUGAUCGGUGA
Molecule: messenger RNA, 1377 nt
Organism: Fonsecaea erecta
Lineage: Eukaryota; Fungi; Ascomycota; Eurotiomycetes; Chaetothyriales; Herpotrichiellaceae
Exons: 3
Coding region: 1-1377 (458 amino acids)
Biological process (GO): tetrahydrofolylpolyglutamate biosynthetic process
Cellular component (GO): cytosol; mitochondrion; cytoplasm
Molecular function (GO): ATP binding; tetrahydrofolylpolyglutamate synthase activity
Source: RefSeq, a predicted model, not a curated record